This is a messenger RNA of Anguilla rostrata (American eel), 2129 nucleotides long. Its product is annotated as vomeronasal type-2 receptor 26-like. The record is from RefSeq and is a predicted model, not a curated record. Gene Ontology annotation, biological process: G protein-coupled receptor signaling pathway. The transcript has a single exon. The coding region runs from base 185 to 985 and encodes 266 amino acids. Gene Ontology annotation, cellular component: plasma membrane. NCBI's taxonomy places the organism in Eukaryota, Metazoa, Chordata, Actinopteri, Anguilliformes, Anguillidae. Gene Ontology annotation, molecular function: G protein-coupled receptor activity.
UUUAAGCUUUACUUAAGGCAUCGUAAAAUGUAAAAUAAUUAGCAGAAAAAAUAAUCAAAUAAAAAUAUCCUUAUCUUUUACAGAUGCGCUGACGUGUGUCCCAUGCCCACCGGAGUACAAGUCCAAUGAAGAAAGAAAUAAUUGCGAUUUAAAAAGUAUUGAAUUCUUGACCUUUGAUGAACUGAUGGGGAUACUGUUAGUGGCAUUUUCUGUAAUUGGAGGCUGCCUUACAAUCACAAUAGCACUAAUAUUCUUUGUAUAUAAAGACACUCCCAUUGUGAAAGCCAACAAUUCAGAACUGAGUUUCCUGCUGCUCUUUUCAUUGAAACUGUGUUUCCUUUGCUCUCUUACCUUCAUCGGUCGGCCCUCUGAGUGGUCCUGUAUGCUGCGCCACACUGCGUUUGGGAUCACCUUUGUCCUCUGCAUCUCGUGUGUUCUGGGAAAAACAAUAGUGGUGUUAAUGGCAUUCAGGGCUACACUUCCAGGCAGUAAUGUGAUGAAGUGGUUUGGGCCUCUGCAGCAGAGACUGAGUGUUCUUGCUUUCACUCUCAUACAGGUCCUUAUUUGUGUGCUUUGGUUAACAAUAUCCCCUCCAUUCCCCAACAAGAACAUGAAGCACUACAAAGAAAAGAUCAUUCUAGAAUGUGAUGUUGGGUCAGCAGUGGGGUUCUGGGCUGUGCUGGGUUAUAUUGGGCUCCUCUCUAUAUUGUGCUUUGUUUUAGCUUUUCUGGCUCGUAAGCUGCCUGAUAACUUCAAUGAAGCCAAAUUCAUCACAUUCAGCAUGCUCAUAUUCUGUGCAGUCUGGAUCACCUUUAUACCAGCUUAUGUCAGUUCACCUGGAAAGUUCACUGUAGCUGUGGAGAUAUUUGCUAUUUUAGCUUCCAGCUAUGGAAUGCUUUUCUGUAUUUUUGUCCCAAAAUGUUACAUUAUUUUACUAAAACCAGAGAAAAACACCAAAAGAAAUAUGAUGGGUAAAACAUCAUGAAAAUUUUAAAAUUGUACCUUUUUCAGUCCCAGAUUUCUGUCGUUCUUGCAUUGAUGACGUACAUUUUCAACUAUGUAGCUGUCUCUCUGGUCACAGAAAUGUAAUGUUUUUUUUAAAAUUUAUUGCAGAAUAAAAUAGAAAAGCCAGCCAUCUAUUUUUCACUAAAUGUUUCUGUACUGGGAGAACUCACUCAGAAUUAAAUGUGCUUCCCAUUGUGUUAUUGAUACUAUGCCACUCAAGACAACUGCGUCAGUAUCUUGUGCUGAUAGGCAGCACUACCAAUACUAUACAUUUUACAAACAGCAGAAUCAUGCCGGCAGCAUAGUACGCAUAUAGAAAUUACUGAGUAGUCAGCACUACACUCUACUGACAGUAGAUGGCAGUGCUGCUGGGAUAAACAUGAACAUAGUAACAAUAAGUUAGCUACCGAUACCCUAGUAGCCGGGGCUCCACUACUAACAGAAAUCAACAGAAAUAGGAUAGACAACAACACAGCAUGCCAACUAGCUACUUUUUUAAAAUUCAGACACCACACACAUUUUGUAUUUUACAAUAACAAGAAGGCCUAACAGGCGUGAGUGGGGGUAUGGUGCUGGCACUUUUAGCUAACCUGACAGACUGACAUAACAGAAUUAAACCUAAAUAACAUAAAACACAAAGAUCAAGUGCAUUGUUUGAUUGUAUUCGUGUAUUGCAUGUGAUGUGGUAUGUCAUAAGUUUGAUUGAAAUUUGAUUAUUUGCAUCUAAAUGAAAGAGCUGAAACAAAGCUAGCUAGGUCGCUGGCUAGUACCUAAAUUUGUGUAGCUCGCUAUGAUCUCUGUUGGGGUAAAUUUGUGUGUCUGUCUAUCACAAGCAUCACAUAGCAUUCUGACCAUUUUGUUGUGGAGGAGAACUGACGUUACAUCACCACCAAUCCGGCCAGAAGCAAACCGCAAAAUGUGACACUGGUUUUAUAGGCUUUUUAUUUGCAAAAUAUGUAUUAUAGAGGAAAAAAUAGCAUCACACAAUCAUGUCACUUUGAGGGAUGAAUGCAUUUGAGCGGGAAGGAGGUGGGGGAGCAAGACCCUGAUUGCCUGACGCUGGGUUCUCUGCUGACAAUCACUUAAAAUUACAAUUUUCCUGAUAUAAAUAUGUCAAUAUUACC